CCACAGGCGCCCAACUGAAGCGCAUGAGCGCUAGAGCGAAAACGCGUUUGUUUAGGUCGCGGCAGCCACCUGCAAGGACUUAGUCACUUGUCCUUUUUGUCUCCUCCGCUCACCUUCUCCUGCCCUGUCCAUAUAUACCUUAACGACUCCCGCCAUGUAUAACCCUACGUACUCAUCCACUCCAGGUCAAGACUACAAUAACCCCUCCUCACGACCUCCGCAUAACGUAUACGGACAACCAUUCACUGUCGCUGGGAUGGCGAGCCCUGGUACUACGCACAGUCCAAGCCUACGUGGUGGACCUCUGUCAAGCGGUUCUGGCCUCAACGUGAGCGGUAUGGGUGGUUCAUUAGGUGACAGUCUGGCACAAAGCCGGAGUCAUUACCAACCAGGAUACCUCAUGUCGAUGUCCCAAACUACUAACGCCUCGCAGCAACAUCAGCGUCACGAUGAUGUUCCUAUUGUACAGACAAAAGCGACACUCAAUAACAUCCUCUCGAGCGCCUCUGCCUCAGACUUUGGCAUGGGUUCCAUGUUUGAAAGCUCCAGAUUCAGAGAAAGACAACGACAGACAUGGGCGGAUGAAGACGCGCCACCUACUGCAUCUGUCAACGACAUUGUCAAUGAGGUGUAUACUGAAACUCCUUCAAAACGACAACCACAGUCACACCUUGACGCCUCAAUCCGACCAUCUCUCUUCCGCCCAACUCAAACCCAAGUUCCUACAACUCCAAAGUCUUCUACAUCUGCUCCCAACGUGAACAAACUGAUAUAUGUGAUCGUCUUCGGUUAUCCUCCAGACAAGUAUACCGCCACUGUCGAUUACUUCAAAUCUCUCGGCGAGAGUACAGAACCAGACCCAAACGUGGAAAUCGUGAACUGCUUCAGGAUCGGAUACUCCAAUCCUACUGAUGCGAUGCGGGCAGUAAGGAAGAAUGGUGACGUGAUCGGAGGGUGUUGGAUGGUUGGAGCCAAAUGGGCUGACUCUGCGCAAGCAGAAAGCAUACUGGGGCCGGCUCUCGCACGGUCUUCCCUUUCUUUCUCUCCCGACGCAAGCACGGCAGAUGUCAGCAUGCUCUCAUCCUCCCCACCUGCAUCACAAUCCGGCUUCCCUUCCACCUUUGCAUCCCCGGACGGCAACCUAGCACUCACAAGUAGGCAACGUCGGGAUAGUAAUGCAGGGACACCGAGUGUUGGGACACCGAUCCGACUAGCUCCGUCAACGUCGGCAUUCAGGAAAGCUGGCGCUGGUGGCCUUGGAGGGACUCCAGGGAAACACAAAGUUGGAGAGAGUGUUUUCGGUGCAUUCCCUAGUAUCAUUCCCGUAACUCCCCAGGCUGGAGGUGCUGCCAAUCAGAGUCCGAGUAAGGGUGUCCUUGGACAGGUGUCGGAUAUGAUUUUUGGAUGGUAGUAUACAAUAUAUAGUUCAUGACGAGUGCUUUACAUGACUAUAUCUCUUGAUCUCUUGCACGACUAUACCCACGACCUGUACGGUUUUGUACUUGCAUACCUCGGAAGUACUGUUAUUUUCCCGAUUUGAGUGGAAAGCGCUGCGAUCA
Messenger RNA from Somion occarium, 1559 nucleotides. The record is from the annotation of a GenBank genome assembly. NCBI's taxonomy places the organism in Eukaryota, Fungi, Basidiomycota, Agaricomycetes, Polyporales, Cerrenaceae.